GAUGGCCCCCAGGUAAUGUCCAUCUUCCUCUCUCCAGGCUCCGAAAAGCGACCAUCUCUCAGAUUUGAAGCUGAAAACAUCUCCAACUACACAGCCCUUCUGCUGAGCAGGGAUGGCAGGACUGUGUACGUGGGUGCCCGUGAGGCCCUCUUUGCUCUCAACAGCAGCGUCAGCUUCCUGCCAGGCGGGGGGUACCAGGAGCUGCUGUGGAGCGCUGAUGCCGAGAGGAAACAGCAGUGCAGCUUCAAGGGCAAGGACCCACAGCGGGACUGUCAAAACUACAUCAAGAUCCUCCUGCCUCUCAACAGCAGCCACCUGUUCGUCUGUGGCACAGCUGCCUUCAGCCCUGCAUGCACCUACAUUAACAUGGAGAACUUCACUCUGGCCCGGGACAAGGUGGGGAAUGUCCUCCUUGAAGAUGGCAAGGGCCGUUGUCCUUUUGACCCCAAUUUCAAGUCCACGGCCCUGGUGGUUGAUGGUGAGCUGUACACUGGAACAGUCAGCAGCUUCCAGGGGAAUGACCCGGCCAUCUCCCGGAGCCAAAGCCUCCGCCCCACCAAGACCGAGAACUCCCUCAACUGGCUACAAGACCCAGCGUUUGUGGCCUCAGCCUACAUUCCCGAGAGCCUGGGCAGCUUGCAGGGGGACGACGACAAGAUCUACUUCUUCUUCAGCGAGACUGGCCAGGAAUUUGAGUUCUUUGAGAACACCAUUGUGUCCCGCAUCGCCCGCAUCUGCAAGGGCGACGAGGGGGGCGAGCGGGUCCUGCAGCAGCGCUGGACGUCCUUCCUGAAGGCCCAGCUCCUGUGCUUGCGGCCUGAUGAUGGCUUCCCGUUCAACGUGCUGCAAGACGUCUUCACACUGAGCCCCAGCCCCCAGGACUGGCGUGACACCCUCUUCUAUGGGGUCUUCACAUCCCAGUGGCACAGGGGGACCACAGAGGGCUCUGCUGUCUGUGUCUUCACCAUGAGGGACGUGCAGAGGGCCUUCAAUGGCCUCUACAAGGAGGUGAACCGUGAGACGCAGCAGUGGUACACCGUGACGCACCCCGUGCCCUCGCCCCGGCCGGGCGCGUGCAUCACCAACAGUGCCCGGGAAAGGAAGAUCAACUCGUCCCUGCAACUCCCCGACCGGGUGCUGAACUUCCUCAAGGACCACUUCCUGAUGGAUGGGCAGGUCCGCAGCCACCUGCUGCUCCUGCAGCCCCGGGCCCGCUACCAGCGUGUGGCGGUCCAUCGCAUCCCUGGCCUGCACCGCACUUACGACGUCCUCUUCCUGGGCACCAGUGAUGGCUGGCUGCACAAGGCAGUGAGCGUGGGCUCUGGAGUGCACAUCAUCGAGGAGCUGCAGAUCUUCUUACCAGGACAGCCUGUGCAGAACCUGCUCCUGGACACUGACAGGGGACUGCUGUAUGCUGCCUCACACUCUGGCAUGGUCCAGGUGCCCAUGGCCAACUGCAGCCUGUACCAGAGCUGUGGGGACUGUCUGCUCGCCCGGGACCCCUACUGCGCUUGGAGCGGCUCCCACUGCAGGCACAUCAGCCUCUACCAGCCUGAGGUGGCCUCCAGGCCAUGGAUCCAGGACAUUGAGGGGGCCAAUGCUAGGGACCUCUGCAACACUUCCUCCUCCAAGGGCCGAUCUUCUGUAACAACAGGUGAGAAGCCAUGCAAGCAAGUCCAGUUCCAGCCCAACACGGUGAACACCUUGGCCUGCCCCCUCCUCUCCAACCUGGCAACCCGGCUCUGGCUGCACAAUGGAGCCCCAGUCAAUGCCUCGGCCUCCUGCCGCGUGCUGUCCACUGGGGACCUACUGCUGGUGGGCAGCCAGCAGGAGCUGGGGGUGUUCCAGUGCUGGUCACUGGAGGAGGGCUUCCGGCAGCUGGAGGUCAGCUACUGCCCAAAGGUAGUGGAAGAAGUGGUGGCAGACCGAGCAGACCAGAGCGGCAGUGUGCCUGUCAUCAUCAACACAUCCCGAGUGAGCGCACCGGCCGGUGGCAGGGCCAGCUGGGGUGUGGACAAGUCCUACUGGACCGAGUUCCUGGUGAUGUGCGCGCUGUUUGUGUUUGCCAUGGUGCUCCUCAUUUUAUUCUUCCUCUACCGGCACCGGGGCGGCAUGAAAGUCUUCCUGAAGCAGGGGGAGUGUGCCAGCGUGCACCCCAAGACCCGGCCUGUGGUGCUGCCACCUGAGACCCGGCCGCUCAAUGGCGUGGGCCCCCCUAGCACCCACCUCGACCACCGAGGCUACCAGGCCCUGUCAGACAGCUCCCCAGGGCCCCGGGUCUUUACAGAGUCAGAGAAGAGGCCGCUCAGCAUCCAGGACAGCUUCGUGGAGGUGUCCCCAGUGUGUCCCCGGCCCCGGGUCCGCCUGGGGUCUGAGAUCCGGGACUCCGUGGUAUGAGAGCAGACUUCCAGAGGCGGCCACCCUCUGGGGGCCGGGAAAGGUUAGAGGAGUUCGCUGGACCUCUGCUCCUCAUGGACCACCACCGUGGGGCCCAGCCCCUGGGAAUGAUGGAGCCAGCCGGCCUGCUGCCAAGUAGCAAGGCCCCCUCCAUGCCAGACGGCCAUGGCCCCACAGGUCCUGGCUGAAGAUGGGGGCCUGCCCAGGUGGGCAGAACAGUGCUCCUUAUGUAAACUGAGCCCUUCGUUUAAAAACAGUUGAAAAUGUGAAACAAGAGUGAGAAGAGUGAGAGACAACACAGGAGUGCCACGCACACAGCCAACCCAGUUCGCAGCCUCCCAGCCUCGUGGGGGCCUUGGGCUCACCCAAAGUGGUUGCUGGAGACACCAACUGGCCUCUUCUACCUUCAGCCUUACCCUACUGCCACAGGCUGCUCCUCACUGCAGAGCCGGGGCCAUCUGGGCUCCGGUGGGUCCUCCUGUGCCAGCUAGCCAGGUUGUUGCAGCUGUCAUCCCGUCACCUCAGGGACCGGAGGGCCGUGCUGGCACCACAGCCCUCAGGAAGCUCUGGGCCUGGACCCACCUCCUGGACCUCUCCGGCCUGUAUCAGGCUGUGGCCACAGGAGAGAGGGCAGCGUGAGCCCAGGAGAGAGUACGUGACAAUGCUUACCUUCGCUCGGAAUUCCAGGAAGAGACGGUUGCCUGCCUUCCUCUAUCC
Messenger RNA from Vicugna pacos (alpaca), 3114 nucleotides. Lineage: Eukaryota; Metazoa; Chordata; Mammalia; Artiodactyla; Camelidae. The record is from RefSeq and is a predicted model, not a curated record.